AUGGUUACUCUCCAAUGUGAGUCUUUGCGGUUUGCGGUUAUUUUAAGGCAUGCGGCUGCUUCGUAUGGAAACCUGGAGGUGUUGAAGCUGUUGGUAUCCCGUGGUGGAAUAGAUGUCCUUCUUCAGGAUAGUGAUGGUGAUACACCUCUGCAUGUGUGCGAAGAUCGGGAGUGUGGAGAGUUUUUGAUAGAGAACGGUGCUAAAUUCGAUAUGCCUAACAACGAGGGAAAGACUCCUAUUUGGUAUGCUGUGGAGGAGGAUUUCCAGUUUAUGGUGGAUUAUUACUUGGAGAAGGGAAUUCUCACUCCGGAUCUGGUGGAGCGUAUUAGAGCUGAUGUUGAAAAUGCUUCCGAUUUGUGUGUUUGUGAUAGAUCGAAGUGUAUAUUUGUGAAUGAAUAG
This is a messenger RNA of Blastocystis hominis, 399 nucleotides long. RefSeq lists its product as hypothetical. The coding region runs from base 1 to 399 and encodes 132 amino acids. Gene Ontology annotation, molecular function: protein binding. Lineage: Eukaryota; Bigyra; Opalinata; Blastocystidae. The transcript is spliced from 5 exons. The record is from RefSeq and is a predicted model, not a curated record.